Striga hermonthica is the source of this 1707-nucleotide messenger RNA. NCBI's taxonomy places the organism in Eukaryota, Viridiplantae, Streptophyta, Magnoliopsida, Lamiales, Orobanchaceae. The record is from the annotation of a GenBank genome assembly.
AUGGCGGACGGAGACAGAGAAUGGGAAGUCCACCUCCGAUCGUUAUCCUCCGCCGCCAGAGACGCCACCGACCCCGCCUCCGACUCUGCCCUCCUGAACUCCGUCACGCGCCUCCACGACCUCUGCAGAGACGGCGAGAAAUCAGUAGACGAAUUGGUGGCUAGGGUUUACCCUCACCUCAACAAGAUAUUCCAGCGCUGCGCCUCCUCCAUCUCCCAAUCCCAAACCUCCAACGGCCUCCUAUUGCUCCCCAUCCUCCAAUUCUUUCUCGAUUUCGGAGAUUCGGUCUUGCACGACGCCGAGCCCAGCUUACGGACGUUUUUCAGAUCGUGUCUGAGCCGCGAGUUUUCGGAUCCCGCGGUCGCCGAGUCGACUCUCCGGUUCCUCAGCUCGAACAGGCCGAAACUCGUAAGAUCCUUCCCCGCGCUUCUACCACAAUUUUUCCCCCUUCUGCUGAAACUGAUCGCUUGGAACGGUGAAAAGUUAGAAAAAUCGUUCCUCCAAGUCUUCCCUGGAUUAAUCUCUCCAGGAUCGUUUAUUCCCCUCUUCUCGUCCGUAGUAGAUUUACCUAUAUUGGUUGUGGCGUUGGAGAAAGUUGAGAAAACCUCAGGUCCGCUGGUGGGGACCAGCAUAGCCUCGAUUCAGAAGAGCGCUGCCCCCGAGAUGCUGCUGGCGCUCAUGGACGAGGCCUACACCGGCUCCACCAUAGGGGACGGUGGUGCCGACUCGGAAUCCGAGGACAGUGUGCCCAUGGCCGUGCCCGACUCCCUCUUUCUCGAUCUCCUCAAGGACGAAAACGAUGGACUCGCCGAACGCCACUGGACCUCCCCAUCAAUGGCUGCAGCUUUACAGGCGCUGGUAAAAUCCUCCCCUCUGUCCGCUAGGCUCAAGGAGGCCCUCCGCAUAGCCCCACGGAUUCUCGAUUCCUAUUUUGCCCUUUCGGCCCGUGAUGCUGGCGCGAAUGAUUCUUUAGUAUGUGCUCUGAUACCUUUGGUCAUGACGAGAUACUCUACCUUGUUCCCGGACAAAAUAUUCUGCUAUGAUGUUCAGAAAAGGCUGUUGGAGUUUGUGCUCUCGGCCUUCCGCCGCUCGCCUCAUUUCAUCGCAAUCCUCAAAAAGCCCAUCACUGACCGGCUUGGGGAGGCCUAUGAUGGGCAAGCUAAGGCUGAGCUAGCAAUGCAGCUGUGUUGGGCUGUCGGGGAGUACGGAGCGGGAGGCGGGCCUUUCAAAGAGGCGGCCCGUGAGCUCUUUGAGAGUUUAGAGCUAAUUUUAUACGAGAACCUCUCUACUAGUCGAAUCGGGCUUGGCGAGGUGGGGAGUCCUCCCAAGUUCCAGAAAUCCUUCCAGUCGAGGAUUUUGUGUUUUGUAGUGACAGCCAUAGCCAAGCUGGCCACGUGCCACCAAGAGCUGCUGCCAAGGGCCCGCGUCUCGCUGGCAAAGGUGGUCCGUUCUAGAAUUUCGGAUGCUAGGGUUUGGGGACGCGCGCGGGAUUAUUUGGGGUUGAUGAGCGAGCCCGCGAUUUGUUUAUCUGUAUUGGGACCUAGUGGUGGUCCUUCAGGCGAGGCCACGCAGAAUCCCCCAGGGAUGGUUAACUGGGAUGAAGGAGGUAGAAAAAUGAUUGCUCAUGUUCCGUUUUAUGUCCUAGGUGGACAGGAAGGUUCCCCGAAUCAUGAUUUUUCGUUUGCAGAUAUUCUUCAUAGUGAGUGA